Molecule: messenger RNA, 1910 nt
Organism: Meira miltonrushii
Lineage: Eukaryota; Fungi; Basidiomycota; Exobasidiomycetes; Exobasidiales; Brachybasidiaceae
Product: kinase-like protein
Exons: 2
Coding region: 218-1741 (507 amino acids)
Biological process (GO): mRNA cis splicing, via spliceosome; peptidyl-threonine phosphorylation; peptidyl-serine phosphorylation
Molecular function (GO): protein serine/threonine kinase activity; ATP binding
Source: RefSeq, a predicted model, not a curated record
CCAUCACACAUGAAUCUGUCAGCAAGCCUUUCAUUUUCCUCAGCAACGUCAUCGACAUGCUCGGAGCAGAUCUCCAGCGGGUGAGGGUAGCAGCAAUGGGCGUCAUGCAGUGAAGAGAGCGAGAGUAGAAGAUAAGGAAGCGGAAUAUGAUGAUCCUUUCGACUUUCAGACAGAUGAUGAUGAAGCAAGAUUGAUCGAAGAACGCAGAAAACGCCGAAUGGCUAUUGUCCAAAAGUACAAAACACAGGAUGUUGCUGCUCCCAUUCUGGAGGAAUCAAAGGGCUCUGAAUUAAAGCUGAAAGUUGAUGACUAUGUCACUCCUCCAGCGAUGCAGUUCUCGAAUAAUGGUGGUAUCGAGCUUGCUAAAAGCGAGAAUGAUGCUGGCUUGCUUGAACCGGAAAAACAGGGUAUGUCAGCUGCUGAGUAUAAUCCUGACCUGGAUCGUGCGCCGAACAAGGAGCAUGUGCUGGAAGAAGAACAAGCAAGUGCAUUUGACAAUGCUGAUGGCGAUAGCGAGUAUGAGGAGGUAGAGGUCGAUGAUGAUGAUGAGGUGGAUGAUAUCUUCGCCCUGGGAGUUUCGGACGCACCGAAGACGAAGAUCAUCCGAGUGAAAAAGAAUAGACCAAAAGUCCAAGAGGCCAAGCCAGCAAGCGAAACCACUGUCAAGGAUCGCGAUGUACCCGCCACACUUACGGACAACUGGGAUGAUGCAGAGGGAUACUAUCGUAUCUCUCUAGGCGAGAAGAUUGGUGAGGGUGGACGUUAUCAUGUGUUCGCCAAUCUUGGUCGAGGUAUGUUCAGUGCGGUAGUAAGGGCUCGUGACACACAACAGAACGACAAAGAGGUGGCAAUCAAGGUGAUCAGAUCGCAGGAAUCUAUGUACAAAGCGGGAAUGAAGGAAAUCUCAAUUCUGCAAAAGCUUGCGAACCUUGAUCCCGAUGAUCGACGCCAUCUCGUUCGCCUGCUUGGAUAUUUUGAACAUCGAAAUCAUCUUUGCAUGGUGUUUGAAUCGCUCCAUAUGAAUCUACGUGAAGUCGUUCGUCGGUUUGGCAAUGAUGUUGGAUUGAAUCUGAGAGCUGUGCGUGCUUAUGCUCAUCAAAUAUUUCUCGCUUUGGCUCUGAUGCGUAAAGCUGAGAUCAUGCAUGCAGAUUUGAAGCCGGACAACAUUCUGGUCAACGAGAGCAAAACUGCGAUAAAGGUCUGUGAUUUGGGUUCAGCAUCUUCAAUCAGUGAAAUGGAGAUCACGCCUUAUUUGGUCAGUCGAUUCUAUCGUGCACCUGAAAUCAUUCUUGGGCUCCCAUAUGAUUGUGCUUUGGACAUGUGGUCGAUCGGCUGUACUUUGUUCGAACUUUUCACCGGAAGGAUCCUUUUUCCCGGCAAGAGCAAUAAUCACAUGUUGAUGCUCAUGCAAGAGCUCAAAGGGAAGUUCACCACCAAACAGAUCCGCAAAGGCCGCUUCAGUGGAAUGCACUUUGAUGAUCAAAAUGCGUUUAUUAGCCGUGAACGGGAUCGUGCAACGGGAAGUGAUGUUCUGAAGAAGAUUGCAAAUUUCAACCCAGUCCAAGCUGGAACUGAUCUGCGGUCUCGAUUGUUACCUCCACAAGCUAUCAAAGGGAUGUCACAACAUGAUCUACGUUUGACAAAUAGCUUCAUCGAUCUUUUGAGCAGAACGUUAGAGCUGGAUCCUGCUAGACGCAUCACACCUGUUCAAGCGUUACAGCAUCCUCUCUUCAGCGGAUGAUAUAUUUAUUUUCAUACAUUUGUACAUUAAGCAAUACAACACAUUACAAGCACUAUCUAUCCAUUGUUGCAGUCCGGUCCUCUGCUGCUAUAAUCUUACCUUGCGUAAAGGCAAGCCGAGCAACUCGUUUCGAAAUGUUUGAGAUACUGUAAUCAUUACCACGUGGAAC